Molecule: messenger RNA, 3267 nt
Organism: Capronia coronata CBS 617.96
Lineage: Eukaryota; Fungi; Ascomycota; Eurotiomycetes; Chaetothyriales; Herpotrichiellaceae
Product: phosphatidylserine decarboxylase
Exons: 4
Coding region: 1-3267 (1088 amino acids)
Biological process (GO): phospholipid biosynthetic process
Molecular function (GO): calcium ion binding; phosphatidylserine decarboxylase activity
Source: RefSeq, a predicted model, not a curated record
AUGGGCCAUCUUGGCCUCAAGAAACAGGAUCAAGGUGCAGCAUCCUCCGGCGAUAGUAGUCGAAGACCCAGUCCCCCCAACAAUGGGAGUAACCACAGCUUGAACACACAGCCCGAGCAGAAACCGCUGAUUCUCAAGGUCUAUGUCAUCAAGGCACGUAACCUGGCUGCAAAAGACAAGUCCGGCACUUCUGAUCCUUACCUUGUUGUGACCCUGGGGACUGCUAAGCAGUCGACCCCGUCAAUCCCCAAAACCCUCAACCCGGAAUGGAAGAUAUGCUUUGAUAUGCCUCUCACGGGCGUCCCUCUCCUCGAAUGCAUCUGUUGGGACAAAGAUCGAUUUGGCAAAGACUAUAUGGGAGAGUUCGACAUUCCGAUCGAAGACAUCUUCGCCAAUGGUCAAAUCCAACAAGAGCCGAAAUGGUACACACUCAAAUCAAGCAGGUCUACAAAGAAAGAGACUACAGUUUCGGGCGAGGUGCUCAUGCAGUUCUCCAUUGUGGACUCUGCAAACCCUUCGGCCAGUCCCGAAGAAAUCCGGAAAAAGUUCCAAGCGUAUAUUGGAGCUGAAGGAGAGGAUGACGAGCUCUCUCGCGUGUCUACAAAUGUAGACAACGAGAUCGGUGAUGAUGAGGUAGACGAUUUCGACGAAGACCCGGAAUCGGUCACCGAGAACGAAUCCCCGCCAAAACCUGACACGGCGGAGAAGAAAGCCAAGAAGAAAAGAUUGGCUCGCCUUCGCCGCAAGUCCAUCGCUGCAAGAGCAUACAACCUUCUUGGAGUUGACAACGACGGGAAUGGGGUCGUCUUCUUGGAGGUGAUCAAGAUCACAGAUCUGCCCCCAGAGCGCAACAUGACUCGAACUUCUUUUGAUAUGGAUCCUUUCGUGGUCAUAGCAUUGGGUAAGAAGGUCUUUCGGACGAAGGUUAUCCGGCACAAUUUGAAUCCCGUCUUCAACGAGAAGAUGGUAUUUCAAGUCAUGCGCCAGGAGACCGGCUACUCCUUGACCUUCACUGUCAUCGACAGGGACAAACUGUCCGGGAAUGACUUCGUGGCAUCCACCACUUUACCCAUUCAGACAAUCAUUCAAUCUGGACCAGAAGCCGAUCCGGAAACUGGUCUAUACGACCUUCCAGAACCCCCUGAAUAUUCACCGGCCAUGGCUCCGAAGGAGAAUAGAUCCAGAUUCCGUCUUCCAUUAUCUCGCACAUCCUCGGCAAGCAGCUUGUCCAAGUUGGCACGUCCCGGCUACAAACGAGAUGACUCCCAGACGUCACUGACGAGCGUUAACGAAGGAGCACGCCCUCCGGCGCCCACAAGCAUUCCAUCCGACGGCAGCGGAAGCACAUUGAAGCUGCCAGGAGGCGCUGAAACUCCCGUUGCUCAACCGGCCGAGGAUCCCGCAAUGCCCUCAUACGUCAUACCCUUGGAGUUGAAGAACAAAGAAAGAUGGGAAACGAAACAUACCCCGGAGCUGCAUCUUCGGGGGAAAUAUUUGCCUUACAAGGCACUCAGACAGCAAUUUUGGAGAGCUAUGCUGAAACAAUACGACACGGAUGAUAGCAAAAGAAUCAGCAAGAUCGAAUUCAUGGCGAUGCUCGACACGCUGGGCUCGACCCUGAAGGAGUCAACAAUUGACAAGUUCUUUGAGAGAUUCGCCCCCGAAAAUGGAGACACUGGCGAGCCUGAUCUGACAUUUGACCAAGCCGUCAUCUGCCUUGAAGAGCAACUUCAAAGAGUCAGUACGAAAAAGUCCUUGUCUGAUAAAAUCAAGGACAGCUUAAGCUCGAGUGGCCAGACACCGCAGGCGACUUCGACCUCAAACAAAAGCGAUAGCGGCGCUGGCGUGGCUACCAUUGAGCAGGGACAAACUGGUGCGGCAGGAGAAGAGGGUAAGCUACUGUCCAACGACCUAAUAGACGAAGGCGACGAAGAAGAACAUGUCAUCGCAAUCCGAGAAUGCCCCAUCUGCCACCAGCCAGACCUGAACCGGCGGACAGAAGCCGAAAUAAUCACCCACCUUGCCACCUGUGCCAGCUCGGAUUGGCGACAAGUCAACAACCUGGUGAUGGGUGGGUUUGUGACCUCAAGCCAGGCGCAGCGCAAGUGGUACUCGAAAGUCAUCACCAAGAUCAGCUAUGGUGGUUACAAGCUGGGCGCUAACAGCGCGAAUAUCCUUGUGCAGGACCGUAUCACCGGCCAAAUCAACGAGGAGCGCAUGUCUGUUUAUGUCCGCAUCGGCAUUCGGCUGCUGUACAAGGCGUUGGGUGCUCGGGAAAUGGAGAAGAAACGAAUCAAGAAGUUACUGCGAUCCCUGUCCAUCAAGCAGGGCAGAAAGUUUGACGAUCCUGCUUCGGUGGCUCAGAUUGAACCAUUUAUUUCAUUCCAUCGACUUGAUAUGUCCGAGGUUCUUUUGCCUGUCGAGCAGUUCAAGAAUUUCAACGAAUUCUUCUAUCGAGCCUUGAAACCAGGUGCUCGGCCGUGCAGUGCGCCGGACAGACCGGAAGUCGUCGUGUCUCCUGCAGACAGUCGAACGGUGGUCUUCAAUAGAAUCGAGGAUGCGAUCCGAAUCUGGGUCAAGGGCAGAGAUUACAGCCUGGAAAAACUAUUCGGCGACGCCUACCCAUUGGAGUCAAAACGCUACAAGAGUGGUAGUAUGGCCAUUUUCCGGCUGGCGCCGCAAGACUAUCAUCGGUUCCAUAUCCCCGUUGAUGGUAUCUUGGGUACACCCAAACCCAUUGAAGGAGAAUAUUAUACUGUCAACCCCAUGGCCAUUAGAUCGGCGCUGGACGUGUACGGUGAGAACGUCCGAGUCCUGGUCCCCAUCGAUUCUGUGGCCCACGGCAGAGUGAUGGUGGUCUGUAUCGGAGCCAUGAUGGUCGGCUCCACGAUCAUCACACGGAAGCCCGGGGAACGAGUCAAGCGCGCGGAAGAGCUGGGCUAUUUCAAAUUUGGCGGAAGCACGAUACUUGUGUUUUUCGAGCCUGGGAAGAUGGUUUUCGACGACGAUUUGGUGGAGAACAGCAAUGGAGCUUUAGAGACAUUGGUCCGCGUGGGCAUGUCCGUUGGCCACUCGCCACAUGUCGAGGCGCAUAAACCAGACAUGAAGAAACAUGACAGCGACAUCACCCAUGCAGAUAGACAGGAAGCUAGACGACGCAUUGAGGGGAGCAUCGCCCCGGAAAAAGACAGCAGGUCGGGCUGGAUGCCUGGAUCAUCAGGAAAAGCUGGGGGUCUCAGCUCCCUCAACCCGGCUAAUAUACAUUGA